AUGGGCUGUGUGUUGCUGUUUCUGCUGCUGGUGUGUGUCCCGGUGGUCCUCCCUCAGGGUCUCCGCUGCCUCUUCUGCCCGGUAACGUCGCUGAACAGCUCGUGUGCGCCGGUAGUGACCGAGUGUCCGGUGCAGGAGCUCUGCUACACCGCGGACGGCCGCUUCGGGCGCUCCUCCGUGCUCUUCCGCAAGGGCUGCAUGUUGAGGGCAGACUGCAGCCGCUCCAGACACCAGAUGAUCCGGGGAAACAACAUCAGCUUCAGCUUCUCCUGCUGCGGGGGACACUACUGCAACUCCCAGCCGAGAGCGGAGCCCGGGGGCCGGCUACUGCUGCUGCUGCUGCCCGCUGCUGCGCUCACCGCCGCCGGGGCACUCUGA
Danio rerio (zebrafish) is the source of this 378-nucleotide messenger RNA. The record is from RefSeq and is a predicted model, not a curated record. Lineage: Eukaryota; Metazoa; Chordata; Actinopteri; Cypriniformes; Danionidae.